Molecule: messenger RNA, 3315 nt
Organism: Rubroshorea leprosula
Lineage: Eukaryota; Viridiplantae; Streptophyta; Magnoliopsida; Malvales; Dipterocarpaceae
Source: the annotation of a GenBank genome assembly
CCUGUAAAGGUACGGACCAUUUUGUCUUUCAGCAGGUUGAGUCACACAACUUCUUGUUCGAGGUUUCCCAUAGACGGCGCCAAAUGUUUGGGCAGCUUCGUAGUCCAACACUGUUGAAGUCCUCAGCUGCUUUCACACCUGAAAAUCCCGAGGUUGUUUCCUCGGGAAAACACUCCAACGCUCAAGUUAGCAAUACUCAAUACUUUAGAGAGAGAGGCUCUCAAGGAUGGGCGUUGGGCCUAAUCCCAACAUUACUCCCCCCUAAGCGUUUGGUUGACGAACUGGAUGGGAGUCUUGUUAGCACGGCGUUUGGCCCUAAAGAUGAGGAGGGAUACUUUGCGUACAUGAACGACUUCACGUAUGGACGGCCUGACCGGCUUGAAGGCAUCGUGCCUGGCCAGAUGUGCCAGUGUAUGCCGGCCUUAUUGCGAGCAGGCGUGAAGAGUUGGUUUUACGACCGGUCGAGCAGCCGCGCAAGGGUGACCUUGCAUGAUGAAUUCCCUACGGCGGAGCGGGGGCGAGCGGAUAGUGAACGAGCUGAACACACUGACCCUGGACGGGCAGAGAAUAGCGGCCACACUCGUUACUUCGAUAUAGCACAUUCGUACGUUUUCAGAGAAGACUGCAGAGACAUUCACGGCCAUUUUCCCAGAUUUCCAACGAAAGCACCUUCAACUAUUCAGGUAAAAAUGGCUUCUUUCCACGAUGCGCGAGAGUUCCGGGGUAACCAAGGUGAAGAGGAGGAUGUCGACGUAAUAUCCGUGGAGCCUAUCGCGAUGGUAGUGCCACCGGAGUUGCAGGAUUCGCCCAGAACCGCCGCGCCUGAGAGUAACACCAGUUCGAGCGUAAGUGGUGGCUGUGAGGGUCACCAACCUUCAACCUCCAGUGAUUCGCCCACAGAAGAGACACCCAGUGGGGCAGAGGGUGUUGAGGAGGUUGGUUGCAGUGCACCGGUUACGAGUGCAGCAGCGGAGGUGGUGGUGUUCGAAGGGUGGGAGAGUAAAGUUUUGAGUGGACGACUGUACAACCUUCGUAAGGCUCCAAAAACCCUCCCGGCCGGCUUCAAGUUCAAGGCGGUGCUGCAUCACGAGGUUGCAGAUGGCGCGGCCACGGUAAAGGGGUACAAGAAGCUGGAGGAGAUGGUGAGGCGAUUCCAGAUCCCCAGAACCAUUCUGAUCCGAGCUGGGACACCAAAUGAACGGGCGUGUUCAGUGUCACGGACGGGCUGGGUGCUAGUAUACGUAGACCAUUUUGACGCCGGUCUACGUUUUCCUCUGCUCGGACUAAUUUUUGAUGUCCUAGCAGAGUACGAGCUGGCCCUUUCGCAACUUACUCCCAACAGCAUAAUGUUCAUCAUAGGCUUUAUGCUGUUGUGCGAAAGGCUGGGGAUGCCUGCAAAGGCGGUGGUCUUCAGGUCGCUCUUCCUAUGCCGUUUGUGCCCGUCGACCAGUGGGACGAGGUGGUACUACAUCUCGGGCAGGGAGAAGAUGAUGAUAUUCACCAACAUUAGAAAUAAGGUGGCGAGGUGGAAGAGACAGUUCGUGUUCGUGCGGGAUACGCGAACUGACAGGAUUAACAACGAGCUCGCCGCCCGUUUGUCAGAGUGGCGUACGCCGAACACAUACAUGAACUAUCCCCAGCUGACCAGUGGUGAUGUCGACCUGAAGAAUCGGCUGCUCGACUAUGUGAAGGCGAGGGGGUUGGUGGAUUUGGAAACCUUGGUUACCCUGGAGCAGAUCGCACUUCACGGAUUUGUCGACGUGGCAAAUCUACACUCCCAAGCAUCCUUGAGCGACAACGCCAGCGAGCUUAAGGCUCAAGGGGCCGGGGCGCUGGGUUUAGCUCCCAGUGUCAAUCCCGCUUUGACAAGCGGCCACCUGCUGCACCGAGGCGCAACUCGCAGCACCGGAGUUCCAGCUCGGCACAGAGGCCGCGACAAGCACCGGCUUGUAGCCCGCCCCUGCCGCUGCUGCGCGUCCUGCUGGUGUGCACCAAGCGCCAGCUUGCGAGGUUGCAGAGGCAGCACCAACCUCAUCGGUAUGCAGAACUUUGUGCCCCCUGCAAACCGGCUGCGUGCAAAGGGGCACGUCCAGCAGCAUGGAGGACAUGCUGCGCUAAUUAAGCUGAUGGAUGCAUUCAGCUACACUGUCGCACUCUUCGAGUGCGAGCAGGGAGCCAGGGCGCAGAACAGCGAGCUGCAACACAACUGUAAGCAGUUGGCAUCUGAGAAGGCCAGCUUGGCUGACGAGGUCAGCUGCUUGCAGAGCUCGGAGAUGGCAAACCGAGCGGCGUCAGCUGAAAGCCGAGCUGACGAGCUGGCUCGCAAGGUCCUUGAGCUGAGGGAGGAGCUGGACAGAGCUCGGGCUGAGAAGGGGAGCAGCAUUCAAGCUGCGAAGGAUGAGCACGUCGCCCAGGCUGAGGCGUCCUUGGAGAGGACUAAAAGACUCCACCAGCGCGACGUCUGCUUUGCCCGUGCACAGGGGGCUGAGUGGCUGGUGGGGGCAGAGAUGUUCCAGGACGCCGUGGCUGUGGCUGCAGCCAACACCACCACUGACAUCUUCAAUGAAGUUCGUGGGAAGGUGUUGGGAGUCCGAGCAGACUUCCCCAUUGGCGAGCUGGCCUGCUUCGAGGGCGAGGAGAUCGAUGCUGACGGGAAGAGCCUCGCCCAGCCAGCUGACACUAGGGUAAAACUGAAGUGGGAGCUCAACGAGGAGGGGCUGCCCGUUUCGCCCCCCUCUGUCGCUGAUGAGGGAGAGGACACGGAGGGGUUGCCGAGCUUCGAUGCUUGGGUGGCAGACCCCCAUGAUGUGCCUGCUGAGCCUUCCAGCACUCCUCCCUGUGCUCCGCCUCAGCCCGUCUCGACCGCUGCUCCAACUCCUCCUGCUCUCUCGCCACUUCAGUCUCCUGCUCACUCUUCCCAAGAUCGGUCAUCGCCAGCUCGAUCUGCUGCUGCGCCAAACGACGCAUCCAUCCCCGUCGACCUAACGGAUGAGUAGUUUAGGAUCUUUUGCUUUGCUUUUUGUAUUUCUUCUUGUCUUUUAUGUUAAUCGAACAUUUGUACAAGAAUAUUCAUGAAAUACAACUCCAAUAUUUGUUUUUGAAAUUGUUGUGUAUUGCUCUUGUAUUUUUGUGUAAAUCGAUGAAGUCAUUUGCAAUAUGUACUCCAUGUGUAAGAAUUCAAUGAUCAAAUGCAAAUUCGAAACUUUCCUUUGAAAAUUUCUGUAUUGAAUUUUCUGUAAAUCAUCAUCUACAAAUGAUCCAUAACGACCUGAACACUAGUGACAUACAUGUUAACUAUAAAACUUUCUAAGGUUA